UAUCCUUAGUUGAAGCCUUGAGGCAGUCUGUGGGAAAGAAGUCUUACACCUGACAGAUGGACUGAGUAUUUGGCCCUGUCUGUGACUGUAGUUAUAGGAUCAGCAUUAGGGAUGAAGUUAAGGGCCAGGGGGAGGAACUAAGUAAUGCAGCAGCAUCCAGGAGGAGAAUAUUUAAUGUGUAACGUCUUCAAAGAGUAAUGGUAUUAUAAUAAGGCUACAACAGAACCACCAUUAAAAGUUAACACUCUGAAAUACAUACAGAAAAGCAUAUUUCAGGGUAUCGCUGUGAAAAAAGAUCACAUUUAAAAAUGUAAUGCUUCCCCUGUCCUCUUCUUUUGCCAACAUCUAGGAAAGGCACAUGACACUUUCAGCCCCUAGGUGGGGGACAGGGAGCAGAGCCGGCAGCAGUAGGGCGGAUCUAAGGUGUUGUGAGUAAUGUAGGGAGACGGUUUUGGAAGGCCUCAUUUCAAGCAGCAUGCCGUUGUAGCGAAGGGAGUUUCAUUUUUGUGCCUUACCUGAGUCUGCUGCUAAAUCAUCCCAGUGAGCAAGGAACCCCCCCUGAGGCGUAGCCGUGAGUGAUUGCUUGAGAGGCAUCGGGAGGCGGCUAUGUGUGGCUCUGGCCUCUGCAAUCUCAUGCAUACAAGACCUCUUUUUUUCCAGCGUCCCAAAGCUUUCCAAGCUGCAGAGUUAAAGCAGCCCUGGGCCGCGGUCUCCCUGCGCUGUAAACAGUUUAGCGGUGCGGGAGGCAUGAGUUGAGUAGCUCCCACAAAGCCUGUCCGUUGUGGGAUCAGCUCCUCCCACCCCAGACUCCCCCUCCAUGCCCGGGUGGGGUUUAUCCCCCCGGCCUAGCAGGGGACGAGGGGGGCUUCGCGCCGGGCGGGGCUGGGGGAGGUGUCUCUGGCCUGGCAGGCGCCUGCGCUGUGGCUACCGCUGAGGAAGAUGCCGUCGGUUUCGAAAGCGGCUUCUCGAGGUGGUGGGUCCCCGCAGACCGAGCAGCCGACGCACUAUACGUAUCUAAAGGAAUUUAGGACAGAGCAGUGCCCCCUAUUCUUGCAGCACAAGUGUACCCAGCACAGACCAUUUACCUGUUUUCAUUGGCAUUUCCUAAAUCAACGUCGUCGUAGACCCAUUCGAAGGCGUGAUGGGACUUUUAACUACAGUCCAGAUGUUUAUUGUACAAAAUAUGAUGAGACCACAGGAAUCUGUCCAGAUGGAGAUGAUUGUCCUUAUCUGCAUCGAACAACAGGGGAUACAGAAAGAAAAUAUCAUCUCAGAUAUUACAAGACUGGAACAUGUAUUCAUGAAACAGAUGCUCGGGGCCACUGUGUGAAGAAUGGACUCCACUGUGCCUUUGCUCAUGGGCCUCAUGACCUUAGACCACCAGUAUAUGAUAUAAGGGAACUUCAGGCACAGGAAGCCUUACAGAAUGGGCAGCUAGGAGGUGGAGAAAACAUCCCUGACCUACAACCAGGAAUUCUAGCUAGCCAAGCAAUGAUUGAAAAAAUUCUUAGUGAGGAACCAAGAUGGCUGGAUACUAAUUUUAUAUUAGCUGGCUACAAGACAGAACAAUGUACCAAACCCCCGAGACUCUGCCGCCAGGGUUAUGCAUGCCCCCAUUAUCACAACAGCCGAGAUAGAAGACGGAAUCCCAGAAGAUUCAAAUACAGGUCUACUCCAUGCCCCAGUGUAAAACAUGCAGAUGAGUGGGGUGAACCUUCCAAGUGUGAAAAUGGGGAUAACUGUCAGUAUUGCCAUUCUCGUACUGAACAGCAGUUCCAUCCAGAGAUUUACAAAUCUACAAAGUGCAAUGACAUCCGCCAAACAGGUUACUGCCCGCGGGGUCCAUUUUGUGCAUUUGCACAUGUUGAAAAGGACACCAUGAAUGUAGUCAUACUGCAAACUGGUUGUCAAUCAAAGCCAGGCGCUCAUCUGUUUUCAGCAGACAGCAUAGGAAUUGCAAAUGAAUGGAGCAGCAGUCUUAACUCCACAAACAACAUUACAAAUAACAAUGGGCAGUCUGGAAAUAUUUCCUGUGCCUCAAGUCCAACAGUAAUGUCAAGCUCUGGUAGCUGUAGCUCAUUGUCGCCUAUUGGACCCCUUUGUAGGCAAAGAUCAUUAGCAAAUGGUGCUUUGUGUUCCGAGUGUAGCACAUCAGGUGUUUCUUCACCAAAUUCUAGCUACCAAAAAGCACCAGGUUUUGAACGAGAGGAUCAGGUGAAACAGAAAAGCCUGACAGCCGACAAUUAUCAGAAAAUAAGUGAACAAGACAAUAAGCAGAACCAUCUCAGUGUUUUUUCAGUGGUUAAUCCACUUGCUUCAAGUAUAACCUCCAGUAUAACUUCUAGUCUGGCUUCCAGUAUUGGAUCAGAUAAUUCAUCCCCAACAGCUCUCUCAGCUAUCAGUGCCAAAGCUCUCCCGUUCUACCCUGGCAGUAAUACAGUUGAAUCAGUUAUAGGCUCUGCUUUAGAUCUACAUUUUAGUGAUAUAAGUGUCGCAUCCUUAGAUAAAGAAUUAGAAGAUCAAGAAAACAGUGACCUUGGAUUAACAAGUAAGAACUCAGUUUACGAAAGUUAUCCAUUUUCAUGUAUUUAUUUAAAGUAUUUUUCUUCCCUAUCAGACUCUUCAGAAGAUUUAUCAUACAGCUGAGACUCACAUAGCAACUAAAAAUGUUGUCGACAGCCAUACUGUAAACUUUGGCCUUGAUCUGGCAAUUGACUCUGCCUGCGUGGAUCCAAUUUCAGAUUCGGAAACUUUGACUAUUAUUCUACAAUUCUAUUUAGUGGAAAAAAUGUGAACAAGACUUCUUUAAGGAAAACUCUUUUUCCAACUCAGUCCCAAGUUCAGUAUCUUUCUUAGGAAAAUCAAGAUCUUGGCUCCCUUAUAUUGUAAACUUCCUGUUUGUAUUAUAUGUGCAAGGAUUAUAAGUUAUAUUGAGAUUCAUCAGAGACAGUGUUUAAAGUAAGCAGGACCUGAACAUCUUGAUUUUAAAAAAAGUUGAUUCUGUUUUUCCUUAAUGAGUGACUAAAAGGAAAUAAUGCAAAGAAUAAUCAUAUUUGAAAGAAGGAACGACCAGUUAAUUUGAAGGUCUGACUGGCUUUGUUUUACAGAGCUCACUCCCGGCUACCUACAUUUUCCUCUACUUUAUUUGCUUUCCUGCUUAGAACUGAGAGAGAAUACUUCAUCCAGUUGGCCUGUUCUGAGAAAGGAGAGGAAGAGAGAACACAGAGGAAGAGCAGUAUUGGGGUAGAGAACAUGGGAGGAAGGAUGAAAGGGAGAAAAACAUCAAGGAAGAAACAGUUUAAAAAUGCCACCCUUUCUAGAUGAAAGCAGAAAAGGAAGGAGAAAAAGAAUGGAAAAAUAGGAAGUUAAAACUGAGCCAUUGUAGUUUUAUGAAAUAUUUAAUUUGACAUGCAUUUCGAAGUGACAACUGUUAAGAAAAUAAGGGUAUGUUUUCAUAACAUCCCCAUGGAGCAGUGGAAAACUAAAGCAACAUUAAAAUAAAUUAUUAGUGCAUUGAUAACCUGGUCCAUGCUGGCUGUUUCCUUAAAGCACAUACGUUCUGUUGACAUUUACCCCAAGCCUUUCUCAAAUUUUUGGUGGUGCCAAUACUGAGUUACCAGGGGGAUGGGAACAUGGAGAGGAUCUCUCCUGACCAUACUGUGACAGGAUCCCCCUGGGGUGCAGCCUGGGACUGUGGGACUGCUGUGCCCCCUUAACUCUCUCCAGCCUGGGCUGUCUCUCUGAAUGCCUUGCUAGUGACCAGCAGCAACUCCGCCA
This is a messenger RNA of Dermochelys coriacea (leatherback sea turtle), 3777 nucleotides long. RefSeq names its product unk like zinc finger (gene UNKL). Gene Ontology annotation, molecular function: metal ion binding. Bases 940 to 2646 code for a protein of 568 amino acids. NCBI's taxonomy places the organism in Eukaryota, Metazoa, Chordata, Testudines, Dermochelyidae. The record is from RefSeq and is a predicted model, not a curated record. The transcript is spliced from 12 exons.